Molecule: messenger RNA, 420 nt
Organism: Thecamonas trahens ATCC 50062
Lineage: Eukaryota; Apusomonadida; Apusomonadidae
Product: keratinocytes-associated protein 2
Exons: 2
Coding region: 27-395 (122 amino acids)
Source: RefSeq, a predicted model, not a curated record
UACUUGUUUCCAAGACACGAGUGGUCAUGGCGCAAACACCUCAGUCGACAGUGGUGCUGGGAUCGCUGAUCUAUGGCAUUCUCUUCUCCUUCCUCCAGAUCUAUGCCGAGACACUGGCUGCCUCUCCUCCGCUGACCAUUCUUGCUGGUCUUAUCUGCGCUAUUCUCACAGUCCUCGGCUUCCUCGUCCUGGGCAACGUCGCCGUCAUCGUCUUGGGCUCCUCGCAUGAGGCUUCUUGGGCUGAGGCUGCCAUCUCUCUCUUUGCUGCUAUCGUCAUCGCUGGUACUGUUCAUGGCGUCUCGGUCACCACUUGCUUUGCCUUCUCCAUCGCCCUUCUCUACGCUGUUGCCCGCGCCUCGCACUGGAUCAACGUCUCCUCCAAGCGCCGCCGCUGAUUGAAGACACACACACAUGUGCACA